Perognathus longimembris pacificus (Pacific pocket mouse) is the source of this 1581-nucleotide messenger RNA. RefSeq names its product lysine rich nucleolar protein 1 (gene Knop1). Bases 85 to 1455 code for a protein of 456 amino acids. The transcript is spliced from 5 exons. Lineage: Eukaryota; Metazoa; Chordata; Mammalia; Rodentia; Heteromyidae. The record is from RefSeq and is a predicted model, not a curated record.
GGGCGGGCCGGCGGCGCGAGGUUGACUUCCGGGUCACGGUGGAGCACGCUCUCACGUGGAGACCGGGAGGUUUGGCCCGCAGGAAUGGUCACAAAGACUCACAAAGCAGACCUGGGCCUUGGGCUCCCAGAGAAAAAGAAAAAGAAGAAAAAGAUGAUUAUUAAAGAACCAGAGACUCAGUACUCAGUGUUAAAUAAUGACAAUUAUUUUUCUGACCAGUCUCCCACAAGGGCCAAUUCCCACUUUAACAUGGGCCAAGGGCCAUUCCCUGAGAUGUGUAUGGGGAAAAAAAAGAAGAAAAAGAAAGGCCACAGCUUCAUUGGUGAGCUGCCCCAGCUACCUGAACCCAAAUUGUGUGCCAGGCGAGCUAAGUCCUACAGCCCUGGGAAACAGGCUCAUGACCAGUUGGAGUACGUUUGCUUGGAGAAGAAAAAGAAGAGGAAGUCCUUACCUAUGAUUGCCUCCCACGGCUCUUGGCUCAAGACUUCCCCAGACCGCAGAAGGAGUGAGGAAGUGACCAAGGGUGGCAAGAAGCUCAAAAAACACAAGAAGGAGAAAAGGGCCCGGGAUCCCUCUACCUUUUCCAUCCAGGACCGGUGGCUCUAUGAGGCUGGGGAUGCGCUGCACGCAUGCUCAGUAGGGAAGGGCACCGAGGAGCAGAUGGCCUCCGGGCAGAAACGGAAGCAAGGGAACCCCAGAGAACACAGUGUGAAGGUGAAGAAGAAGAAGAAGAAGGUCCAUCUGGAGAGAGACACACACUUAGGCCAGCCCAGGGGCUCCAAGUCUGUGGAGAGCAACCCCAGGAAAGGAAGCAAGAAGAAGCCAGUCAAGAUGGAAGCUCUAGAAUUCAUCCCGAUAGGAGAUGGCCCAAAGACCCCAGUGAAGAAGAAAAUGAAGGCCAAGAAAAAGGUUGAGCAGCCAGUUGAGGAGUUGGCUCUUAAAAGGAAGAAAAAGAAGAGGAAAGAAUGUGGGGAAGUCAAAGACCCUUGGGAGGAGGCGUCCGACACAGACUUGGAGGUGGUGUUGGAAAAGAAAGGCAACACGGAUGAGGCCUGCAUAGACCAGGUGAGGCGGAAGGCCUUGCAGGAAGAGAUCGACCGGGAGUCAGGCAAGACAGAGGCAGCGGACUCCAAGAGCUGGACAGGAACCCAGUUUGGCCAGUGGGAUACUGCUGGUUUUGAAAGUGAGGAGCAGAAACUGAAAUUUCUCAAACUGAUGGGUGGCUUUAAGCAUCUGUCCCCUUCGGCCAGCCGCUCCACCAGCACUGUGGGCAAGCCCAACAUGGCCCUCAGCAAGAAGGAGGCCGACAGCCUGCAGCAGAACCUGCAGCAGGACUAUGACCGGGCCAUGAGCUGGAAGUGCAGCCGCGGUGCUGGCCUCGGCUUCACUGCCGCCCCGGACAAGGUCUUCUACAUUGACAAGAACGCCUCCAGGUCCGUCAAGCUGAGCGAUUAAAUGCACCUGGUCUCUCGGCAGCCCGCCUGGCUUUUCUUCCUGUGUGGCAGGCGGAAGCACAGGCAGUUGUCUUGAACCAGACACUCGCGAAUGUUCGGGACAACUCUGGAUGGGUGGGCUUGCAGG